Mugil cephalus (flathead mullet) is the source of this 1943-nucleotide messenger RNA. RefSeq names its product cholesterol 24-hydroxylase (gene cyp46a1.2). Gene Ontology annotation, biological process: cholesterol catabolic process. Lineage: Eukaryota; Metazoa; Chordata; Actinopteri; Mugiliformes; Mugilidae. The record is from RefSeq and is a predicted model, not a curated record. The transcript is spliced from 15 exons. Bases 78 to 1601 code for a protein of 507 amino acids. Gene Ontology annotation, molecular function: iron ion binding; cholesterol 24-hydroxylase activity; heme binding.
GGUCAGACCCAGAGGUUUCCGCUCGGUUCAUAACAGACUGUAAGUGCCAGCAACUGCGCAGGACUUGAGUUACCACCAUGGGAUUUUUUAACAUGCUUCUGAGUUUGGCUGCUAAAGGGGCCGUGAUUCUUUUCUUUCUGCUUCUACUGGCGUUUCUUGGUUACUGCCUGUACAUCAAACGCAUUCAUAUGAAAUAUGACCACAUUCCAGGGCCUCCGAGACACAGUUUUUUCCUCGGACAUUCACCAACGUUUCUUCAAGUGAUGAAAGAAGGCAAAAUUAUACACGACAAGUUCCGGGAAUGGUCCGAGGAAUAUGGGCCUGUUUACAGGACAAAUGUUCUGCAUUUCGUUUUCAUUUGUGUGACCUGUCCAGAGGCGACCAAGGAAAUCCUGAUGUCCCCAAAGUACCCCAAAGAUAAAUUCCUCUACAAGCGACUCUUCAACCUGUUUGGUCAAAGAUUCUUAGGCAAUGGCCUGGUUACAGCUGUGGAUCAUGACCUUUGGUAUAAACAGCGUAGAAUCAUGGACCCUGCGUUUAGCAGUCUAUACCUGAGAGGUCUAAUGGGCACCUUCAACGAGAGGGCAGAGAAACUAAUGAAUAAACUUUCAGAUAUUGCAGAUAGUGGGACCGAAGCCAAGAUGCUCCACCUUGUCAACUGUGUUACUCUAGACGUUAUUGCUAAGAUUGCUUUUGGUGUGGAUUUAGACCUCUUGACUAAUAAGUCUCCUUUUCCUGAAGCCAUUGAGACAUGUCUGAAAGGGAUGGUGUUCUAUAUCAGAGAUACUUUGUUUGAGUUCAAUCCAAAGAACAGACCAUUCAUUAAUGAAGUGAAGGAAGCGUGCCGCCUUCUGCGUACAACUGGAGCUCGGUGGAUCCAAGACCGGAAGACUGCCAUGCAAAACGGCGAAGAUGUCCCCAAGGACAUUCUCACGCAAAUUAUCAAAGCUGCCAGCAAAGAGGAAAACAUGUCUAAAGAAGAUGAUGAAUUCAUGUUGGACAAUUUUGUGACAUUCUUCAUUGCGGGGCAAGAAACAACUGCCAAUCAACUGGGUUUUUGCAUCAUGGAACUGGCGAGACAUCCUGAAAUACUGGAGAAAGCUAAGAAAGAGGUGGACGAUGUCAUUGGGAUGAAACAGGAAAUUACUUAUGAUGACCUGGGCCAGUUGAUCUAUCUGUCACAGGUGCUGAAAGAGGUUCUGAGAAUUUACCCAACGGCUCCAGGCACAUCCCGUGAUGUUGUGGAAGACAUGGUUAUUGAUGGUAUCCACGUACCUGGUGGAUGUACCGCUUUCUUCAGCUCCUAUGUCACUGGGAGAAUGGAAAAAUUCUUCAAGGAUCCACUGACAUUUGAUCCAGAAAGAUUUCACCCAGAUGCACCAAAGCCCUAUUACUGCUACUUCCCCUUUGCCCUUGGCCCGCGCUCAUGUCUGGGACAGAACUUUGCUCAGAUGGAGGCUAAAGUUGUGAUGGCCAAGCUGAUCCAGAGGUUUGACUUCACUCUUCUCCCGGGGGAAACCUUUGAAGUCCUGGACACAGGUACCCUCAGGCCAAAGAGUGGAGUGUUGUGCUCUGUCCGACACAGGAAGUACAGCAAAUAAAUGCUCGUAAAGUAACAUAACAUAAAUGGAAAUCGUAAUAACAGUGCCAUUGCUGAGUUUGGGCUGUGUCUUAUACUGCUAAACUGCUUCUCUGACUUUUAAACACUACAAAAUAGACUAAUGUUAAUUAAAUGUGAAAUAUAUGUAAUUAUAUGUUCUGUUUAUUCACAUUUUAAUUUUUGUUACUUAUUACUGAUUUUAUUUUUCCAAUAGCAAUAGCCUAUGAAUCAUUAUGAAGUGAUCUUCGUGUUUUGUGUAAUCACUAAACUGCUGAACACACAGAAAUGUGCAACACAAAUUCUGAAUAUGACAUGUUACGCAAAUUAAAACAAACCAAAUCAA